AAUACCUGUCAAGCAAGGAAAACAAACUUAACCUAACUUUUGAGGAUAUAAAUUUUAAAAAUAAUUCGUAAAGAAAGUAUCUUAAUUAUUCAGAUAAGAUGAUUCACUGUAACUAAUAUUAAUUUAGCCUACGAAUUCGUCAAUAUCUAACCUAAUGCCGCUCCGAGGUACACCCGUUUGUCUUAAAUGCAAAGCAACCGAGUCCCCUUUAUGGACUAAUGCUGAAAAUUUGGGAGCUGUAUGCUUAAAUUGCAUGAAUGAGACUAAAGAGAGUAUUAAAACAGAAGAAGAUGGUCCUUCAACUGAUGUUAAACCUUCUAAACAAAAGGUUAGAUCCACCAGAUCCACAAGAUUGAAUCCGUUUGCUCUUCCUAAGACUGGUAGAUCUAGAGGUAGAGGAAGACGAUCUUUGUUUAAAAGAACUCCUUUAAAAGCUCCACAAGCGGUGGCCACAACUGUAACAAGUGAGUCAGUAUUUUGUGAAGGAUUUUAUUAUCAGGUUGGAGAUAUUGUAAGACUAAUAGGAGAUGAAGAUGAUGAUUAUUACUAUGCCCAGAUAAGAGGACUCUUGACUGAUCAGUAUUGUGAAAAAAGUGCAGUCAUAACAUGGCUGCUGCCUACGAAAGAAAGUCCACCUCCAAAUGAACGUUUUGAUGCGGCAACAUACAUUAUUGGCCCCGAGGAAGAACUGCCUAGAAGCUUGAGAUGCAUGGAAUUUGUCAUGCAUGCACCUUCUGAUUAUUAUAAAUCAAGUACAACACCUUAUCCAAGUAUGAGUGCUCCUGCAGUACCAGGUUAUUUAUGGACUUCAUUGAAAUCUAUUCAGACCGCUACUUCUGGAAAGCAGUGAUGGGUAAUGUAAAGCUCGUUGAAUUUCAGUUUAUGGGAUAUUAUUUGUGAAAUAUAAGUUGCUUCAAAUGUUGUUAUAUUUUUCUUACUUAUAUAAUAUGUGAAAUAAAAACAUAUUACACUUUGA
Harmonia axyridis is the source of this 976-nucleotide messenger RNA. RefSeq names its product GATA zinc finger domain-containing protein 1. The record is from RefSeq and is a predicted model, not a curated record. The transcript has a single exon. Bases 155 to 850 code for a protein of 231 amino acids. Lineage: Eukaryota; Metazoa; Arthropoda; Insecta; Coleoptera; Coccinellidae. Gene Ontology annotation, biological process: chromatin organization. Gene Ontology annotation, cellular component: nucleus.